Trichomonas vaginalis G3 is the source of this 885-nucleotide messenger RNA. RefSeq lists its product as uncharacterized. The transcript has a single exon. NCBI's taxonomy places the organism in Eukaryota, Parabasalia, Trichomonadida, Trichomonadidae. The coding region runs from base 1 to 885 and encodes 294 amino acids. The record is from RefSeq and is a predicted model, not a curated record.
AUGCUUUCCCAUGUAUUUGUUUGGUCGAUAUUCGGCAUUGUAGCCAAUGUACUAUGCGUUCCUCAGUUCACACCAUAUCUAAAGCGACUUACAGUUAAAGAAUCAGAUGGCGGCAGCGGUUUUCUUGUUUUAGAUCCGAUUUGGAACUCAGAAAAUCGCAAAAGGGAGUGGAGCAUGGCCAUAAAACUAUGGUGGCGUGGUCUAGGACUGUUUGCUUUUGUUUCUUUGAUAAGUUGUUGGUCUGUUUUGUCAAAAGAACAAAAAAUCGAUUAUAUUCCAUCUAUUGUUGUUUUUAUUUUGACAAACAUCAUAAGGUAUCAACCUUGGGAACUAGAUAACACUAAAGUUUUCUACGCAGCAUGGAUUCCUUUCGCUAUACAUUGCUAUGGAUUGUUCAUUGCAAAAUUGCUUAGACACAAAACGUGGAGAGUCAUAGGUGUAAUUAUCCUUUUCUUCUCUUGUUUGUCUGCAAUUAGAUUAUACGUAUUAGAAAUGUCAACAUCAACUCCAAUGUUCGAAGAUGACGCCGUUGAAUUUGGCAAAUGGGUGUCGGAAAAUACCCCAACAGAUGCAAUUUGGCUGACGGACCAAUGGCACAGCAAUCCUGUCCUGACAAUGGCUGGAAGACAGAGCUACAUGGGAUACGGAGGAUGGCUGUUGUCACAUGGACUGGAUUAUUUCGGAAGAGAUAGAGAUUCUAAUUAUAUGAUGGAACAUCCGGAAGAUUCGGACUUUUUCAUCAAAAGAAAUAUAACUUAUGCAGUUUCUUAUCAGAAAGCAUUUAAAAAUUGGGCAAAUAUUACUUCUGAUAACGGAUGGGUUAAAAUUUAUGAAUAUGAAAGGUUUGAAUGUUGGAAAUAUAUACCAAAUUCAACACAAAUAUAA